AAUGUUGAAUAAAGUAGUUGCCAAAUGAGUAAUGUCAACAUUUUAGCAGAGGUUAACAGAUAUUAAAUUUGUUAAUACUAUCGCCAAUCCGUUAAAUUAUCAGCCCCUCUUUAUUACAGAUUUGUUCAUUGAAAUUAUUUUUUGUCAGAAUUUUUGUUGAAAAAGACAAUACUAUGUAAAAGCACAGAUUGUGACUUAAAACAAUGGCUUAAACAUAUCAUAGCAAUAAACAAAUCAUUAGAGCUGGAUAGAGUACCUAGAAACUUUGAGAAGCAGAACCAAUGUAAAAUUUAAGUUUUAUGUCUCCGCGUACACAAGCAUACAUAGUAUGAUAUGCAGUGAAAUGCUUAAAUGAAUGUUUGUGGUCUAAAGUAGAAAGAUAAAAUAGAAUACAAAGAUUUCACUACAUUAAAAAAAUGCAAUAGAGAAUACAAUAAAAAAAAAGAUAGAAUUUUCAAUAUAAAAAAAUAGGUUAUAAUAAACAAAUUUACAAAAGUUACAAAAUAAAAUAGAAUAAAAAUAGAAAUUUGGCUAAAUGUCUUUAGUGGUGAACCAAAUCUUGCUUGUUUUGGAUUGGGAAGCUGUCCCAGGUGCUAAUGCUUUGUUUAUGGAGACAUUUGCGAUAUCCUGUAUAAUAACUUUCUCACCUGUUUUGUUUAGCUCAAUUGAAUCUAAUUAUGGUUAGUUUCCCCCCUCUGGGGCAGUUUUUCUGGGCAGGUGUGAACACAGCAACCAUAAAAUCUGCAACAAGUCCCUGAGUGGAUGUGCUCUUGGUUUGGUCCUAAAUUAAGCGUGGAACAGUUGAAAACAUGGUCUGAUCUUGAUCCGGAUUAACUGCAAGCAGUACUCCAAGACUAAAGCUAAAAUGCUCCUGAACACCAAACACAUUCAGGCCUGAAUGAUGUCUGAGCAAGAUCUGGUAGAGAUAGUCCAGAUUGCUGUGGCCGACUUAAACCAUGAGGAAAAUGAUACAGAUGUUUUGGAGAACCAUGAUGAUGCUGAUAAGCCUGAACGGAAGCGAGCAAGGAUGGACGGCAGCAACCAGGAUAUGACUCUUAAAGCAUUACUAAUGUCCAUUAGCCAGGCUAUUUGCCAGAGGCUGGACAACAUGGAGGCAAAGCUGCAGAUGCUGGAGGCAACGUGUCGGGCCUUGGAGGACAAGUUCGACACCGUGAUGGGGAAAAACCCAGGGGCGAUUCAGGUGCAGAUGGUGGCCGGAUCACCUUUUGGUGCUACACAGACAUGUGACAAGGUUCGCUGUGUGGUGCCCCAGACCAACGUGGUAAUGAGCAGCGAACGUCCUAAAACAGGCCAAGAGGAGCCUCUUCCUCGCACCACAGACUCACUGGAAAACCUUCUCAGCAAUGAGUCAGUAACAACUGAAUAUUUGGCUGACAGCACGGUGGGCCGAGGGAAACAAAAAACAAUCGUCCUAAAGGUACCAGGUCCAGAAGAAAGCCAGGAGGACCAGGAGAGUGGAUCAGAAGCCAGCGACUCUGUCUCCAAUAGCGGCCAAUCGUCAGCGCAGAACACCAACAACGUCACCCUGAUCACCCUGAACUCAGAAGAAGAUUACCCUGCAGGAACAUGGCUCGGGGAUGAAAAUAACCCGGAGAUGCGUGUGCGCUGUCCCGUGUCUCAAGCAGACAUGCUGCACAUCGGCAGUAAUUGCCGCACGCCAGAGAAGAUGGCGCUUACGCUGCUGGACUACCUGUUCCACCGUGAGGUGCAGGCCGUCUCUAACCUGUCGGGGCAGGGCAAGCAUGGCAAGAAGCAGCUGGAUCCGCUCAUGAUCUACGGCAUCCGCUGUCAUCUGUUUCAUAAGUUCGCCAUCACCGAAUCCGACUGGUACCGCAUCAAACAGAGCAUCGACUCCAAGUGUCGCACAGCGUGGAGGCGGAAACAGCGUGGCCAGAGCCUGGCAGUCAAGAGCUUCUCUCGCAGGGUACCGGCUGCCCGCACUGGCUCAGAGGUAGCAGAAACAGCAUCGUUGGAAAGCUCCACACAGCAAGCGCUCCAGUACGCACUGGCUGGUGCAGCCCAACAGGUCCAGAUCCACCGCAUAGGAGAAGAUGGACAAGUGCAAGUAAUUCCACAGGGACACCUCCAUAUAGCUCAGGUGCCACAGGGAGAGCAGGUGCAGAUCACGCAGGACAGUGAGGGCAACCUUCAGAUCCACCAGGUGCAUGUUGGGCAGGAUGGACAGGUUUUGAGAGGGACUCAGCUUAUUGCAGUGGCCUCUGCUGAUGGGACGGGGACAGUGGAUGCGUCUCCUCUGCAGGCCAAUGACAUCCAGGUUCAGUACGUCCAGCUCGGCCCGGUGACUGACCACGCAGGAACAGUGCACGCUGAGGCGCUAGGAUCUGCUCUGCAGGCAGAGAUGGAGGUGAAGGAGGCUAUACAGAUCCAGCAAGGUGCGAACGGAGAAGUGGUCCAGAUUCAGAUGCCCGUCAACACAGUGGGCACCUGAGACACCAGCUCAUGAGCUCUCUCUCAAACACAAGACGGCUCCACAUACACAGAUGCAUCAUUGCGAUUCUGCAGCAGUAGCACCUGAGAUACACACACAGAGAGAGAGAGAGAGAGAGAGAGAGAGAGAGAGAGAGAUAAAGACUGCUACGUGUGGGUGCUCAAACUCAAAAAUAUGAGUGGACAACCAUGGGUUAAAGCCCAGGUGGGAAGGUUUAGUUUAAACAAAUCAUAUAAUUCUUUUUGGGUCAACCAGUCUAUUGGCAAUCUCCCGACGAUCACAGACUGUGAAAGCGGCCAGUCAGCUUAUUAACACAAAAGCGCUGUUGGCUCUAGCGCAGGCUUGUCAAAGCUGCAUGUGAUACAGACUGUGGCCCAGCUGACUACAGGAGAAAGGAGUUUGUUUUUUUUUUUUGUUUUUUUUCCCUUCCUCCUCUGCAUCUGUGCUCCAUCACUGCAGCAGCUUCACUGUGCAAGAUGAGUUUAUUUAACUGCAGCUUAGAGAAGUCUGUCUAGCUGUUAGGUUUUUAAGUUCAGCUAAUCCCCUCCCAAUUACGACAGUGAUCCCGGCCUGUAAAAGACUGACAUUUGCAAAUGAAGGAGGCUUUACUUUGCGUGUUUCUUCCAAGGUUCUGGUUUCUUAAUCAGCUGAAGCAUCUACCGCAUAACUAACGACAUAUUGCUUUGUUUAAAAAAAAAAAAAGUUAACUGUUUUAUUGUAUUUGUUUGCUAUCAUUGUUUGGCUCUCAUUUGUGUUUCGCAAUGCCUCACCUAUUAGAGAGGAUUGUAGGUUCCUCUCUUCGUAUGGAAGAAAAUGUAUUUAGCAGAAAUAUUUAUGGAGCUUUUUUUUUUUUUAGCAGUCAUUUGAUCAGUAAUAUAGAUAGGAAACAUGAAUUUGUAUUUGACAUGCCUAUGUACAUACAUUUUUGUUGCACAAGUAUUCACCCCCCCCCCUUUUUUUUGUCAUGAUACAACCUGGAACUGAAAUGGACUUAUGACUCAUGAAUCAAAUUACUGAUGCAGGAUGCUUCUAGGACAAGUCAAAUAAUUUGUACAAUGUGUACAAUUGGUGUAUCAAAAGAUCUCAGUACAAAUAAACCUGGAGUGUACCUAUAA
Molecule: messenger RNA, 3585 nt
Organism: Clarias gariepinus (North African catfish)
Lineage: Eukaryota; Metazoa; Chordata; Actinopteri; Siluriformes; Clariidae
Gene: banp
Product: BTG3 associated nuclear protein
Exons: 13
Coding region: 899-2470 (523 amino acids)
Biological process (GO): negative regulation of protein catabolic process; protein localization to nucleus
Molecular function (GO): DNA binding
Source: RefSeq, a predicted model, not a curated record